AUUCAUUAGCACUCACAGGUGGAGAUAAUAAAUUCAACACACCUUUCCGGACUCGGUUACCUGUGUGCGCUUUUUUACACGAUAAUUAGCAAAUAAUUUCAAUUUUUGGAUUGGUUUGGACCUGGUGGGAAAACUUUCGUACCUAUGUGGGAUUUGUAACUUUCUUUUCUUCUAAAAAGAACUUAUUUUUCAGUGUUUUGAGUCAUGGACGAGCCCAGCAAACCCUCGCAACCCGUGGCAAAUGAACGUUCCAGCGGUCAUCCCAGGCCAUUCUUCUAUGUUCAACCAGCGGUGCAGCCGUUUUAUACUUAUCAAUGGCACAUGAAUCACCCUUACAGCCAGCAUGGCUUCCCUGGACCUGCCUUCCAUUUUGGUCGUCCCUACAUGGUCCCUUAUUCCUACCUGCAGUAUCCAGGUUAUGUCAUGCCUCACGCCCCCAUGCAUCCUAUUGAUUACCGCAGGGUACACGAGCGAAACUUUCCCCACGCCCCAGGAUGUGACGCUUCUCUCCGACAGUACCAACAUGAACAGGCCGCUCCACGAGAGACGACGUGCGUAGGAGCCCAAACGGACCCGAGCGAGGCCUUAAAUAAACUCAUUGAAUGUUUGGAACAACUGCGUGCCAGCGACAGUUCCCAAACGUCUGGAAGCAUGUCACCAUUAACCAAGAAACCAAGGUGUGAGGAAGAAAGUGGAACCAUGGGAAAGACACUGAUUAGCAACUCCAACAUGGUGGAUGACGAUAGAGAGAUGAGAUGUAGUCGUGUCGAACACGUGACUCGAGAGGAGGACUCAUCUUUGGCUUCAGGGAAAGAAGAAGAAGAAGAUGACGAAAAGAACGAGGCAGUGUACCACGACUGCUCAGAGUGUCACUCGGACUUGUCUCAAAACCAUUCGCGAAGUGGCAGCUGUGAAGAGAAAAACCAGGAUGAGCAGGUCCAAGAUGAAGAGGUGGUACAAACCACUGAGAAGAUAGAGUGGGACAAUUGUAUCGCCAGUCGCCCUUCAUCCCAGUCCUCUCCUGCACGUUCUUCUUUAACCAGAAAGGCUGAAGAUCAAAGUCUAAACCAGAAAUCGCAAGAUUAUUCGUGCUGUAUCCUCCACUUGCCGUUUGAGAAGGUGCUGUCUUCUGGUGUUUACGGAGCCAGCAUUACUCCUCCCUCACUUGGGUCUCCGUUAAGUUAUACUUACCAUCCUCCUCAGCUGGCUCAUGAGCGUGUCAGCGUCUUAAGUCCGUCCCUGGACGAGCUCUCGUCGCACGAUGAGCUUCUCUCCACCGAUUUAGACGACAUUGACCUGUUUCCAACACGAAUCUACGCAGGCGGGAAGCUCGCCGAGGUCACGUCCAGGAGAUGCCACAGUGCCGAUCUGUGCUUGCUCUAUCCGAAGAGACUGACGUGCGCUACAUGCGGAUCGCACACCUUCAAGGAGCUGAGCAGGAACAAAGCGCACCGUUACGAAGAUGCGGAAGACUCGGACGGGGUCGAGGGCGAAUGUCGCCUCCGAAGUGCAGCAGGGAAGGCUCACACGACCAGGAAAACACACUCGCUGGUAAAACACAAAGUCAGGGCCGCGCAUCACCGAGAGAAGGCGGAAAGUCAGCACGAAUCGUCACGUUCUGAGCAUUUAUGCUGCGAGGCAUGCAUGUGCUCAACAGAGAAGAGCGCCAGAGCAGCUAACGCCCACCCAGAGCGACGGUGCAAGCCGACGUCAGAUCGUGUUGGAGUGAACACCAGAGCAAAAGCAUACAGAGCUCAACCCUUACCACAAAGACCACGUAAAUCUGACGAAAGACAGGGACAGAGAAAAGCUCGCUUUAAGCCAGAGGUGUGUAUGGGCUCCAGAAAUGAGGAAGAUGAUGAUGAUGAUGAGGAUGAAGAGGACGAACAGGAAGUGCUUCAGUACCACAGGCCAAAAGGCAGGUGUGAUUUUCACAAUGACCCACUAAAAGAGGAGGAGCACGAUGCUAAAUGUCGCUAAAGUUCACGUCAUCUUCCAGAGAGACUGUAAACGCACGCGUUGUUUUUGUGUUCGGCUUUGAAGAAAGCGAGUUUUGGGUUGCACAGUCGCCAUGGUUACAGUUCACCGCAUUUAACCUACCUGCACCUUCUGCACCCACGUUCAUAUCAAACCCUGUUCUUCUUUUUGCCGCUUUAUUUCGCCACUGUCCCUGCAGGUGGAGUGCUUCAAAAUGAACAUCACAACUGUUGUUGUUGUUGUUGUUGUUGUUAUUAUUAUUCUUAUUAUUAAUAAUAAUAAUAA
This is a messenger RNA of Ictalurus punctatus (channel catfish), 2262 nucleotides long. RefSeq names its product bucky ball. The transcript is spliced from 6 exons. The record is from RefSeq and is a predicted model, not a curated record. The coding region runs from base 205 to 1980 and encodes 591 amino acids. NCBI's taxonomy places the organism in Eukaryota, Metazoa, Chordata, Actinopteri, Siluriformes, Ictaluridae.